Messenger RNA from Rhinocladiella mackenziei CBS 650.93, 2172 nucleotides. RefSeq lists its product as uncharacterized. The coding region runs from base 1 to 2172 and encodes 723 amino acids. Gene Ontology annotation, molecular function: NADPH-hemoprotein reductase activity; FMN binding; flavin adenine dinucleotide binding. Lineage: Eukaryota; Fungi; Ascomycota; Eurotiomycetes; Chaetothyriales; Herpotrichiellaceae. The record is from RefSeq and is a predicted model, not a curated record. Gene Ontology annotation, cellular component: cytosol. The transcript has a single exon.
AUGGAUUCUGAGAUAUUGGACAUCUCUAUAUUCCCACCAGUUCUGCGGCACGUUUCCCAAUUCCUCCAGCCUACUUCUCCUGCCGACUUUGUCGCAUUAAUCCUAGCUGCUAUCGCAGGGGUAAUCUAUCUCUUGCGAGGUACCGUGUGGGAUAAACCUGACCCGUACUAUUACCUCUACUUUGAACGGCCCCAGCAGCAGAUCGGGAUCGGAAACUCUAGAAGGCAAUCUCAGCGCAACAUUGCUAAAAAGCUUUCAGAAACUGGCAAAAGGGCUGUGGUCUUCUGGGGAUCUCAGUCUGGCACGGCAGAGCGGUUCGCCAACCAGCUGGCGAAAGAAUGUCAACUGCGAUUUGGUCUCAGUACUUUCGCUGCCGAUCUCUCAGAUUAUGAUCCUGAUUCUAUCGCUGAGCUGUCCCAAACUCGUCUAGCAAUAUUCAUCCUCUCGACAUAUGGCGAAGGGGAUCCGAGCGACAAUGCCAGCGGCUUCUGGAACUGGAUCAAUAAUGACAUCCAGGGAUCGUUGUCGAAUCUUCAAUAUGUCGCAUUUGGGCUGGGAAACAGCAAUUACAUGUACUACAACCGCGUCGUCGACGUUGUGGUUCAAUCGCUGAACAGGCAUGGCGCCCACAAUCUCCUUCGAGUCGGCAAGGCAGACGAUGCACAAAGUUCUACCGAGGAGGACUUCCUCGCCUGGAAGGACGAUCUCUUCAACAUGUUUCGGACGCAUCUGGCGCUUGAAGAAAAAAUGGUCGAGUAUCAACCUACGCUCGCUAUCACCGAAGAUGAUUCCCUGGAACCCAUCGAUCUCCAUCACGGAGAGGCUUCUCAUUCUCGAGACAACCCCAAAGCCGCUGCAGCGUGUUCGCCCGUGCGAGCACUGCCCAUCAAGAAUCCAAAAGAGCUGUUCAGCGUGUCCCAGCGGAAUUGUGUCCAUUUGGAGAUUGACCUCUCAGAACAUCCAGACAUCCACUACAAGACUGGUGAUCACAUGGCCGUCUGGCCAAUAAAUCCAGACAAUGAAGUGGACUUACUUCUGACUGCCCUUCAAUUGCGAGAUCGUCAGGACAUACCAGUAUCUGUCAAAGCUGUCGACCCAUCAUCGGCUAAGAUUCAAAUUCCAUCCCCCACUACCGUUCGAGCUCUCUUCCACCACUACCUCGAGAUUUGUGCACCGGUCUCUCGAACCACAAUUCAAGGUCUGGCGCCAUUUGCUCCGACCCCUGGGUCCAAGUCGCUCGUUCUCAAACUCGGUCGAGACAGAGACUUUUACUCAUCCUUUCUCACCAAGAACCACUUAACGCUGGGCCGCCUUCUCAACCUUGCCAGUCCCCAUGAACGAUGGGUCAAUCUGCCACUUUCGUAUGUGAUCGAGACUUUACCUCUGAUUCAACCACGCUACUAUUCGAUUUCCUCAAGCAGCGUCCUCUGGCCUCGAAGGGCCACCAUCACAGCUCUCGUGGCUGCAGAUUGUCUCCCAGACAAUCAAGAACAGAAAAUCAACGGCGUCACAUCAAACUAUCUUCUCGCUCUUUCUCGAUCACAGUCACAAUCACCGAUAACGACUACCUCCAAGCUUCAAAUCCAGCAGCAUUCGUCUGAAGUCCCAUCCUACGACCUCUCGGGCCCCGCGAAGCUUCUCCAGGGAACCAAACUCUUCGCACACAUCCGCAAAAGCAAAUUUAAACUUCCCAUCCAGAGCAGCUGCCCAAUCAUCAUGGUCGCAGCUGGGACGGGACUGGCACCUUUCCGAGCAUUCAUCACCGAACGCGCGAAACUCCAUGCAAUUGGAAAACCCAUCGGCGACAUGUUGCUAUUCUUCGGUUGCCGCCGGCCCGACGAGGACUUCAUCUACCGUGACGAGCUGGAGCAAAUACAAGCUUCCGUCGGUGAAGGCUCUUUCAAGAUCAUCACGGCAUUUUCGAGGGCCGAGGCCCGAAAGAAAGUCUAUGUGCAGCAGCGAGUAAAAGAGUAUGGGAAGGAGGUGGUGAGUUUAGUCGAGGAUCAAGGUGCGAGUGUCUAUAUUUGUGGCCGGGCAUCGAUGGCCAGAGAGGUUGGAUAUAGUGUUGGUGAGACCCUCCAACACCUCAGGGGUUGGAGCGACUCUGAGGUCAAAAAUUGGAGCGAGGGGCUCAAAAGGAAGGGGAAGUGGCGUGAAGACGUGUGGGAAUGA